ACUCAAUUCAUCGAAGCUCCAUCGGUGUAUUUAGAAUCAUGAUGCAUUAGGCUCUACUCGUUCAUGAAAUCCUCUGGGAGAUACUCGCCCAUGCCAAUCAAACAUUGAUUUUUAGCACCAAGUUAAUAGGUCGGAAAUUUACUGCCGCGCUUGCAACAACAUGGAAAGCCUUCCACAAACCUACGAUGGAUUUGCUGUGGACUGGAAUGUACAAGUUAAAACCAUUGCCAGACUGUGACGAAGCUGUAUCCACUGAUAUAUCGUAGCGGUCGAACUUAUCGCUCCGCCAACGUCGAACCGUUAUUUGCUCAUGAAGCCCCUUCUCUCGGUCAUCCCUAUCGAGAAAUGCAUUUUCCCCAGGUUGAGGUCAUUAACGUGGGCUCUUUCCACUGUCAAAUAUUUUGAUCUAUUCCUACCCCACACGCUGCGCCAAUGUUAUAUAAUGUCCGUCAGCGAACUGCAAUCUGCUGUGACUCAUUGCGCUGCUUUGGAGCUCUUAUCGAUCCAAACUUCUGAUAUGAGCGCCGCCGAUGAGCCGUCCCUGCUGUCUGACGGGGUCCGUUUGUGCGAGCACCUCGUAACGCUGUCUUGUCCACCGCUCGACUGGGUAGCAUGGAAGCACCUCUCCAGCCUCCCCACCCUUCUCAGUGUCAAUCGAAGAAGCGCGCAAUGCUCUUCCUUGGCCGUUAGAACAGUGUAUCAUCAAUUUCUCACCAUUCAUUACCGUCUUCGGCCGAGGCCGAGCAACUUUUUCGUGCGCUGUCCUAUUACUAAUAUAAAUCUGGUCAGACCCUGGAAAAAAUUUCCAUUACUUUGAACGACAGGUAUCAGGCGCCCCGGGGCAACCCUUUGGCAGUGACUCCACAUCUCCUUUGCUUCAUACAGUUCUGAACCCUCAUUUGUGGUGAUACUUUCAUCUACCU
Messenger RNA from Suillus subaureus, 923 nucleotides. RefSeq lists its product as uncharacterized. NCBI's taxonomy places the organism in Eukaryota, Fungi, Basidiomycota, Agaricomycetes, Boletales, Suillaceae. Bases 311 to 817 code for a protein of 168 amino acids. The record is from RefSeq and is a predicted model, not a curated record. The transcript has 3 exons.